This is a messenger RNA of Octopus bimaculoides (California two-spot octopus), 3033 nucleotides long. RefSeq lists its product as uncharacterized. Lineage: Eukaryota; Metazoa; Mollusca; Cephalopoda; Octopoda; Octopodidae. Gene Ontology annotation, molecular function: DNA-binding transcription activator activity, RNA polymerase II-specific; RNA polymerase II cis-regulatory region sequence-specific DNA binding. Gene Ontology annotation, cellular component: nucleus. Gene Ontology annotation, biological process: regulation of transcription by RNA polymerase II. The record is from RefSeq and is a predicted model, not a curated record.
UCCAGUUUACAAGGAAACGUCCAGUUAAGAUGUCAUUGAGUGAGACUGAACUCCAAACCGUGAACUUGCAAAGCGAACUGCGAAAGUAAAACUGAAACACGAGCAAGGGAUAUAACUCCCAUAGAAACCCCUACUUAAUUUGACUCUUCUCCAAUUCACUGCGAUCCUGUACUUCCUGUCUCCAUCUUUAUCGCUCCCUUCAAAUAUAACAUUAUUUGUUUCCUACAAACUCGUUCUUCCACCUUUUUUAUAUUCAACGUUCUCAAGAAUGCCUGAUGACAUUGGAGUUAAGGAAUAUACGUCAUCAAUAUAUAUAUCGUCCUUUGAAGAUUACAGGAAGAUGUUAUAAACUUGCUUAUAUGAAUUAAAGGUAGAAUUAUUCUGAAAUGUUUUCUCUGACUGAGAUUCUUAGCAACAUUUCUCUACUUCACUAUCUGGGAUGUGUAAAUAAUGAUUUUUGUGCUCCAAUUAACUUUGGAAUACAAAAGAAUUAGCAGCAUCUCAGAUGAAGAAAAUCACAGUUGAUGGCUGAAUAAAAUUUGUGAGGAAUAAAGUAUAAAGACAAAAUCAACAUUUGUGUAUAAGGAAAAUAUGGAAAAUGAAUUGUGUGACAAGAAAGUUAAGUGUAAAUCACAGCCUAAAGGGAUUAAUUUUAUUGACAAGAGAUCAAAAGAUGCAGAAAAACCAUCACACCACUGUGAUAUCUGUAAAAAGUCAUUCUCUCGAAAAGGUAACCUUACAGUACACAUACGUAUGCACACAGGAGAGAAGCCAUUUUGCUGUGACAUCUGUGGGCGAUCCUUUUCUGGAAGCAGUGACUUAACUAAACACAAACGCAGUCAUACAGGAGAGAAGCCAUAUCACUGUGAUAUCUGUGGAAAAUUAUUUGCUCACAGAAGUAGUUUAACUGUACACAAAUACGUUCAUACAGGAGAGAAGCCAUUUCACUGUGAUAUCUGUGGCAGCUCCUUCUCUCAAAGUAAUUACUUAACUAAACACAAGCGAAUACAUACAGGAGAGAAGCCAUAUCAGUGUGAUGUCUGUGAUAAAACAUUCUCUCUGAAAUGUAACUUAACUACUCAUAAAUUCAUUCAUUCAGGUGAGAAGCUUUAUCAUUGUGAUAUUUGUAAUAAAUCAUUCACUCUAAAUGCUACCUUAACAACUCACAAAUACAUUCAUACAGGUGAGAAACCAUAUCACUGUGAUAUCUGUGGUAAAUCAUUCUCUGUAAGUGGCAACGUAACUAUACAUAAACGUAUUCAUACAGGAGAGAAACCAUAUCAGUGUGAUAUCUGUGGGAAAUCAUUCACUGAAAGUAAUAAAUUAACUAAACACAAGCGUAUUCAUACAGAAGAGAAACCAUAUCAUUGUGAUAUCUGUGGUAGGUCAUUCUCUCAGAAUAAUCACUUAACUAGACACAAAUACACUCACACGGGGGAGAAGCCAUAUCAGUGUGGUACUUGUGGGAAAUCAUUCACUGUGAAAGCUGGCCUAACUAAGCACGAACUUAUUCAUACAGGCAGAAUACCAUAUCACUGUGAUAUCUGUGGUAAAUCAUUCUUUCACAAUUGUGACUUAGUUAUACACAAACGCAUUCAUACAGGGGAGAAGCCAUAUCACUGUGAUAUCUGUGGAAAAUCAUUUUCUUUAAGUGGUCACUUAACUAGACACAAAAAUAUUCAUACAGGAGAGAAAACAUUUCGCUGUGAUAUCUGUGGUAAAUCCUUCUCCGAGAAAGGUUACAUAAUUAAACACAAACGUGUUCAUACAGGAGAGAAACCAUAUCACUGUGAUAUCUGUGGUCGAUCAUUUUCUGAAGGGAGCAGCUUAACUAAACACAAACGCAUUCAUACAGGAGAGAAACCAUAUCACUGUGACAUCUGCGGGAAAUCAUUUGCUCAGAGAGCACGCUUAACUACCCACAAACGCACUCAUACCGGAGAGAAACCACAUAACUGUGAUACCUGUGGGAAAUCAUUCUCUCGAACUGAUCUUUUGUCUUCACAUAAACGUAUUCAUACAGGAGAGAAACUAUAUUACUGUGAUAUCUGUGGUAAAUCAUUCUGUUUAAAUCAACACUUAACCCUACACAAACGCAUUCAUACAGGAGAGAAACCAUUUCACUGUGAUAUCUGUGGUAAAUCUUUCCUUCAAAGUAAUCACUUAACUAAACACAAACGGAUUCAUACAGGAGAGAAGCCAUAUCACUGUGAUGUUUGUGGUAAGUCAUUCUCUCAAAAUGAUUCCUUAACUGCGCACAAACGCAUUCAUACAGGAGAAAAACCAUAUCCUUGUGAUAUUUGUGGUAAAUCUUUCUCUCAGAGAGCACACUUAGCUAGACAUAUCUCCAAUCAUAUACAAAAGUAAAUGUAACAAUGUGAAAUUCAUUUGAUGAAAGAAAUAUCUUGCAUAACAAUACCUGUACUUACACAAGAAAGACAUUAUAUAACACCUUCAAACUUUAAAUAUAUAUACAUUGUUAUACAUGGCAUAACCUCCCAUUUUGAUAGUUUUGAUAAAAAAAUCAUUCUCUUAGAAUACUCUUAGGUAUCUCAUACAACAUAUUUUGUGGAAUAAGAAGAUACUUUUGAUUUAUUCAACUUUGUGGGUAAAUAAUUAAGAAAUGUGUCAUAAUAUGUCAGCAAUAACAUCAGUGAUGAAAGAACUUUACCAAAAAUCUAUAAUUGUAAUAACAAAGCUGAAGUGAAAACCAGAUAUAUACGACCAUCCCCACGUAUAACAAUGUGUGUGCUGGUGUCACAUAAAGGGACUCAGCACACUCUGUAAAGUGCUUGGCAUUAGGAAGGGCAUCCAGCUGUAGAAACCAAGCUAAACCAGAGUGGAACCUAGUGCAGCUGUCUGUUUUCCCAGGAUGGAAACAGACAUGAAAUGAUGAUAUAUAGUGUGUGUGCUGCUUACCAACCACAUGGUUCCGGGUUCAGUUCCACUGUGUGGCACCUUGGGCAAGUGUCUUCUAGCAUAGCCUCAGGUCAACCAAAGCCUUGUGAGUGGAUUUGGUUGACGGAAACUGAA